CAAAACCCCCAAAAGAAACAAAUUCCUUCACUGAAAAGGAAGGACGAACUCGGCUAGGCCCGAAACCCGGUCAAAAUCCUCGGUCGGGGAUUUACUCCUCCUGUCCAGGGGUGCUACUGCCUCUAAUAAUCCGACAGAGCCUUCCAUUCCCUGGUCGGGGAUGUUAAUUUCCUCUGGUCGGUGGUCUUCAUCUCCACGUGCCCGGACGCAUCAGUCCCUCUUCGUUGGAGAAGCUUUGUCCUUAAAGCUUGUGUUUUCCUGCCAUAGACAACAUCAACAAUAUUUCCACAUGGACUUCACCUCAAUGUAGUCAACACGUUCUUUCAAGCCAUUAGAUGUGCUUUGGCUCUGUCCUCCAACUUUAAGCCACUUUUUUUCCUUUCUCCUUGGCCCAGUUCUGCUCCAUUUGUCAUUGAACUUCACAGACAUCAGCUGGUGACAAUGGAUUCAGCAGAAACUCUCAAUCUCCUUUUUUGAACCAGUAUCCAUUGUGCCUUCCAUCAUGAAUAACCUCUCGAUCAUAUUUCCAUGGACGACCCAAUAAGAGAUGAGCAGCCUACAUUGGAGCAGGCGAGCAGCAUCACACUAAAUCUCAUCUGCAUAAUCAUCGAUCUAAAAACAAACCUUGGCCUUCUUGUUGACUUUGAUAUUCCCAUAGUCGUUCAACCAAUGCAGGGUGUAUGGUUGAUGAUGCUUGAUGGUACUCAAUCCCAGCUUCUUGACUGCAUCCAGACUAACCACAUUGGUGCAACUACCACCAUCGAUGACCACAGAUAACACUUUCCCGUCGACCAAGCAAUGAGUUUGGAAGAGGUUAUCCCUCUACCUUGUCUCUGUAUAAGCCUCCAUAGAUAAAUCUCUGCGGUUCACUCCAAGAAGCUUACCGGUUGAAGUUGAGAUGGCAGGGAAUCAACACCGAGGGGCUAAUCCGCUUCCAAUCCCAAAUGUGGAAGUGGGAGCCGAGGAAGAGCCAAGGACUAUGGGCUAUUACAUGGCUCCACGGGCGGCGGAUAUCCAAUCUCCCAUCUUACAUCCACCCAUGGCCUCCAACAACUUUGAAAUCAAGCCCGCUCUUGUGACGAUGAUUCAAAACAAUGCCUACUUUCAUGGGCUUGCCAAUGAAUCACCAUCAGAGCAUGUCCAAAGGUUUCUUGAGUUAGCGGGAAGCUUGAAGAUAAAUGGCGUCCCCGAGGAGGCAUUGCGAUUGAUGCAUUUCCCCUAUUCUUUUGCGGGGAAGGCACUCCGAUGGCUCAACAACCUACCGGAUCUAUCUAUCACCUCUUGGGACAAUUUACUCAACAAAUUCAUGACCUGAUAUUGUCCUCCUUCCAAGACGGCCGAGUGGAGAAAGAAGAUCACUCACUUUGAGCAAGAGGAGGAUGAGACAUUGAGGGAUGCAUGAGAAAGAUUCUUCGACUACUUCCUCCAUUUCCCUCACCAUGGACUCGAGGAGCAAUUUCGCAUAGAGAAUUUCUAUCUCAUUCAAGAUGACAAGAUUCUCAUCGACUAUCUUCGCCAAGGGAAUAAAUUCCAGUAUAGAGCAAUGAAUUGAUUGACUCUCACACAAUCGAUUCACCACUUCUAAAUAAGGAUUCUCUAUUAACCUAUUCAGAUUCUAUCAUUCUAGGUUAUAGCUGGAAACAUACAAGUUUGAUCAAGACUCAUAAAUGUCUAGAUAAAAACCUCAAUAUAAUCAUCAAUGUACUAGAAAAGGGGUUCAUACAACUGCUCUUAACAUGCAUAACUAGGGUUCUUUAUACCCAAGUGGUAGAGAAGAGUUUACUCCAUGGAUAGAAGGGAAAACACCAAGCUUGGAAGAGAAAUAAUCUUAUGAGGGGUGAAAAUCUGCUCCAGGCUGGAAAUCGGCACUCCAAGGGUGAAAGAUCGAGCUCCAAUGUCCUUAGAUCGCUCCAAACGUUCCCACUAUUUUUUUCGUCACUUUCUCUCUAGGGCUCUCUCUUGCUGUUUCUAAACGUUAAAACCCAUAUCCCUUCCUUUCACCCGAGCUGGCCUUUUAUUUGCUGGAGAAUUGUGAGCUACGGCCAAAGUUACAGCCGUAACUCCCUUGCCCAGCCCAUAACUCUCCACCAAACGACGUCGCUGUUUGCACUCCGUAACCAAGAGUUACAGCUUCCAAGGAGAAGUUAUGGUUGAUACCGUAACUUUGAAGGGGAGGCUGUAACUUUAAAAACACUUCUGGAACCUUGGCCUCACUUCCUUAGAGUUACGGGCCUGGAGGAGAAGUUACUCUUGAGACCGUAACUUGGAGGGGGGAGGCAGUAACUUUAAAAACGAUUCUGGAUCUCCGGCUCUGUUACUCCAAAGUUAUGGGGUGCGCAGGCAAGUUAUGGGCCAGACCGGAACUUUCAGGGUCUGGCCGUAACUCUCCUUUGCUGUCUGCCCGAAUGCUCCAAAACGUUCUAAAACUCGCUCCUUUGCACCUAUUCACGUACUAGGACCCAGAACAUCAUAACAUGACAUAACCUAGCGUAAAAUAGGCCACAAGUUAGUUUUAUCAAAUUCCCCCACACUUAACCGUUUGCUUGUCUCCAAGCAAACCUGACUCAAACCAAUGCAACUAUCUAGAUCUUUACAGCAACAUGCAACCACGAUCGUCGGUAGAGGACUUCCUAGGUCAUUUGGCAACUUACGAGGUCAACCAAUGUGCAAGACAUCGCCUAGCUCCUUCGGGGAGAACUCUAGUCCCGAAUCGCGAUCAUGCCAAUUAGUGUCAUAAAAAAGUGAUCCGUGGAUAAAGCGACUCUCAAAAUAGAAGAUCAUGGACCCA
This is a messenger RNA of Linum trigynum, 2788 nucleotides long. NCBI's taxonomy places the organism in Eukaryota, Viridiplantae, Streptophyta, Magnoliopsida, Malpighiales, Linaceae. The record is from the annotation of a GenBank genome assembly.